Lindgomyces ingoldianus is the source of this 877-nucleotide messenger RNA. RefSeq lists its product as uncharacterized. The record is from RefSeq and is a predicted model, not a curated record. Lineage: Eukaryota; Fungi; Ascomycota; Dothideomycetes; Pleosporales; Lindgomycetaceae. The coding region runs from base 171 to 548 and encodes 125 amino acids. The transcript has a single exon.
UUUUGUCAUUGAAGCUUCCCUGAAUGAUGAUUAUAUUCUUUUUCCAGGCUCUGGUAGGUUACCAGAGUGUCUUCUAUUACCUUCCCUUCGACCUGGUCCUCAAUCUUAUCUUUAAUGGUAGUCUUUCCCUAACCUUUUUUGUUGAUAUCGCCUAAGGGUAAUUCCGGGUAAUGAUAGUGAAAGACUUUAAGGAUGCUAUUGCUGAAGAUAUUCUCACUCUUCUAAAUUGGCUCGAUGUUGUAGUUCGUCUUUGCAAUUUCUUGAUCAACAUCUUGGCUUUCCAGACCAAUCUCGAAGAGUGUCUGCAAAGUUCUACCCUUUGCAACAAUCUUGGCAAUAUGUCCUUCAUUUCCUUCUCCCUAACAUUGUUUUGUUCAGACAUUUUAAAACCACUUUCAGGAGUGCUAGGGUUUCUACAAUUAGAGCGCUUCAUUACUGCACAAACAGGAGCGGAACUAGACGAGUUUGAGGAGAUCGGCGUGGUGAAAGCGAGAGAGGCACCAGUACUGGACAAGUAUGGAAUGACUCUUUACAUGUCGUCUCUUUGAUUCUGAUUAACAUCCUUUAACUCCCUCGAUCGCUGAUGCCUCUCAAACCCCUCGAAUGUCUAUGUCGUCUAGUAAAAGGGUAGAGGUCAAUUUGCAUAGAAACGGCUGUUCUGGACAUCCUUCUCUCUUAGAGAAUUCCGGUGCUCCCUUACUCGCGCUAGGGUCUUAUAUAGUGCCCUAUGAUGCGUCACCCUUGUCGGAAGACAAUAAAUAGCAAAGUCCAGCGCCGGGUAUCCAGUUCUCACGGGCCACUUCGUAACAGUCCCACAGGUAAACACGAUGGUUGUAAAACACAACAGAAGAAGCGAGGAUGAGAUGCCGAUAAAGAU